Phaedon cochleariae (mustard beetle) is the source of this 1083-nucleotide messenger RNA. The record is from the annotation of a GenBank genome assembly. NCBI's taxonomy places the organism in Eukaryota, Metazoa, Arthropoda, Insecta, Coleoptera, Chrysomelidae.
AUGACGACUGAAAUCGGAAUCGAAUUGCGCGAGAGAACGAGAAUACUGGUCAUUCUGGUUUCCGCUUCACUCCCGUUUGCAGGUGGCGGAUCGACAAAACAAGACACUGGGUUGAGUGCGAUAAUUAAAGAUUCGAAUGUAACCAAGGAGUCGUGGAGCACAUCAGUGGAAUCUGGGAAGUCUAGAAUAAAAUCCAGAAUAACAUCACAGAGGUACGAUUCAUGCACGAUUCAAGGUGGAUGCAGCACAGGAACCUUGGGGAUCGAGCAGAGACCCUACCCAGACAUCUUUGUAUCUCCAAACGAAGAACCUUACACUGGAAGCUUCGACACCAAAGUCUACAGCAGUAGCAGCAGACAGUUCCACUCUCAAGACUUGCCUUAUACUCCAAUACAGCUGGAACUCCCCAAUGGGCCUACAACCACUACUACUACAGUUGAAGUACAAAUACAUAGUGUAGUGCUAAAAGUGAAGCACGUAUUUCCGAACGACGAAAUCAAACUACAACUGAUGCAACCCAUCAAAAAUGAUACACCUAUACUGAUUCCAUUCAGGAAAUGGGACCUCAGCCAAUUGCCUGCUCUUACAAACGGCGCAAAAAGUGAAAUUUGGGCAGUCAAAACGAGCGCUUCGGUGGAACGUCCUCGGUACGUUAUUGUGUGCUUCCAGAAAGCUAAACGUGACAAUGCAGAAGCUGAUGCUACCCACUUUGAUAACACGAGCAUAGUUAGUAUCAGAUUAGCCCUUAAUGGUGAAUAUUGGCCUAAUGAGAGAAUGCAGCUGGAUUUCGCUAAACAAGACUACACCCUUGCUUACUACAACUAUACCAGGUUCUAUUCGAGCUAUUCACAUUCGAUGGAGGUUCACCCAAUCUUGGAUUAUGGGGAAUUCAAACAGCAUGCAUUAUUUGUGAUUGAUUGCUCGAGGCAGGAAGAGACCAUGAAAUCAUCGACAGUUGAUAUAAAGCUUGAAAUCGAAGCCGAUAAAGGAUUCCCUGCUGACACCAAAGCCUAUUGCAUCAUCGUACAUGACUGUCUGCUAGAGUACUUCCCUCUAACGGAAGUCGUCAGAACCUUGAUUUGA